UCCAGACAUGGAGAGGGCGCAGUUCCGCGCCAUCCUCCGUAUCGUUGACACGUCCUAUGAAAAGAGUGCGGGAGCCAGUUGGUAUACUAUCGCUCGAUUCCUCGUUCAGUCUCUGUGCGUUAAUCCUCGCGUUCGUAAAACAGUUCUUUCGCUCGUAACGCCGAGGCCGUUGUUCACUAUUCGUGCUUCGCCGAACACCGCCGCGUUUUCCUUUUGAUUCGAAGAUCGCGCGUGCUUCGGAGUGCGCGUGACGCGCGACCGUACGGGCGGUCGCUGACUUUGAAAACGACUUCGGUUCACGGUAUACAGUCCGCGGAAUAAAAAAAAAUACUGUGCUACGCCCGCGUCGAUCGAUCGCGGUUCUUGUCGAUCUCCGUACAAUUUUCUCUUUGUGCCGUGUCAUACGCGUACGCAGUUCGCGAACUGUAUCGUUUUUGGUGAGUUCGAUUGGUGAGUUUCGUGAGAACGGUGACAUUCUUUGUUUGGAAGCGGUGAACAUUUCACGUGGAACUAUGUCGUCGGCGAGCAACUACGUGUUCACCGCGGUUCUCCUGCUCGCGACAGCGAGCGCGAUCGCCGGGAUCCAAACCAUGGACGUGAAGAUUCGUGACGACUCCGAUUUGUCUCAGUUUUAUCAAUUGCUGGAAGCCAGUCCGGUGGCGAAUAGCACGCUCGCGCAUCGUCAUGUGACGGUGUUCGCGCCCACGAAUCGGGCCUUCCAAAAGUACAACGGCACUACGAAGAACUUGAUUCUCUACCAUAUGUCGAACUUUCCGAGAACAAUCGAGAAUCUUGGGGACUCAGUCUCUUCGGAAUUGGACGGUAAUCCACCACUUUGGGUGAGCAGGAGGCCGAGCACGCAUGGCGAGGAGGUUUACAUAAAUAACGCGAAGAUCCUGACAGAGCGGAGCAACUUUCAGUCAAAGGUUAUCGUCGACGGUGACGUGAAAACUCAGGUUCUGCAUAUAAUUAAUGAGGUGCUGGAGCCAGUACGCUCGAAAUCCGCAGAAAUGCCAAUCUACAAUCCGAACGCCUUUGAUUUCCUGAAUCAAAGCGAGAACCUAGACUUGGGCAUUCAUCGUGUUCGCACUUUCCGGCAGCGGAUCGUGAAGGAAAAGAAGGAAGAUGUCUUCAGGGCGGACGGACGUUACACCUUUUUCAUUCCUGUUGAGGAGGGUUUCCAGCCAUCACCGAGGCCGGAAAAGGUUGAUCGCGUGGUAAUUGAUGGCCACGUGAUACCUAAUCACGUCCUCUUUACGACACCGACACCUGAUAACGUUCCCUAUAAAACUCUUACGUUUACUGAUAACUUUAAGGUGACCAUCAGCUUUCAGAAGGAGAAUGACAAAGUUUACGUCAAAUCAGAAACCCUAGUCGGCGACGCGAUGCAUCAUCCGCUGGGAGUCGUAAUGGCAGAAAUAAUUAAACCGAACAUCCCGGUGCGCAACGGCGUAGUCCACUUGAUUCAACGACCUCUUAUGGUCGUCGAUACCACUGUGAAGGACUUCCUCGAGUCCUUCAAGGGCAUCGAGAAGAAGGACGGCCCGGUGUACAAAUUCUACGAGAUGAUCCGUGAUUACGGGGACGAGAUCAUGAACACCAUAAGCCAUCUGCGUGACGUAACGUUGUUCGCACCGAGCAACGCCGCGCUCGAGGAACCGGGCGUGCAGAAGAUUUUACAGGACAAGGAACGCGUGAAGGAGAUUCUGAACCUGCACUACGUCAAGGAACGGCUACCCCUCGACAACAUCAAGAACAAGAGCGUCAACCAGAAAUCCUCGAAGCCACAUUAUUCGGUGUCCACUGCAGUGGACAGGAAGAAGCUGUACUUCAACGUGGUUCAGGAGCCAAGCGGAAACCAGGUAGUGACCGUCGAGGGUGGCGGCGUAAAUGCAACCGUGAUUACCGGAAAUAUCGCCGCUACCAACGGACUGAUCCACAUCAUCGACAGAGUCUUCGGCGUUCCGUAUACAACCGUGUUGGAUAAACUUCGAACCGACCCCAUGCUCAACUCCACCUAUUUCCUCGGACAACGACAUUCAUUCAACGAUCAAUUAAACGACACGACGAAGCGUUUUACUUACUUCGCGCCACGCGACUAUGCCUGGAACGCAGCAGCCAUCAGUUAUCCGUCUACCUCGAAGAAAAUAUUCAUGCCUGAAUUCAGCUAUCACACGAAACAAAUUUUGGAACGACAUUUGGUGAUAGCGGACGAGGCAUACACGAUGGCCAAAUUGAAGGAAAUGAAGCACAAUGAAACGAUCGUCCUCCCCGCAGCCAGAGACAGCUUGAAGCUUCGCGUUCGGGAACAGAGCGAAAAUGACGUUACGUACGACGAAAACGCGAUCCAUCCAGAAACUUUCGGUUACCAGAUCGAGUGGGAGGGCAACUGGAUCCGGGUGUUCCGUCCUGAUGUCGAGUGCACCAACGGGAUCAUCCACGUGAUCGACACAGUACUGUUGAAGGACAGCGACGUCAGGGUGACCGGGACCGCGUCGGUCACCAGCCUGGCACCGCAUUUAAUCAUGAUCCUGGUGGCUAAGUGGUUGCUUUAAGGACGCACCGCUACGAGUCUGUCAAAUAUAGAUGCACCUAGGAAUUUGUCUCGCGACCGUCUCCGAUCGUCCUCGUCCAGAAAAACGCAGUAAGCGAGAUCCGGAUCUCGAAUUUGAACGUAAGUCACGGGCAUCUCGGACUGCCAUUUAAGUCGGGUUCAAAACCCUAAUGAGUCUGACGUCUUUACGAGAUUCGAGGAGAUCUGCGAUCUUCGCGAGCUGACGCUGCGUAAAACUGUGUUCGAGGGUUUUGCUUUCGUCUACCUUUCAAUGAAAAAAUAAAGCCCCUCUCAAAUGUGUUCCCCAUGUGAAAAGAUCGAGAGGUACAAUCGACGAGGAUCGGGGACGAUCCGGAAUGAAGAGAUGACUGCAGGUCCAGGGCUCUUGGCCUGAUCUCCUCAAACUGAUCAGGCAAAGGUCCGUUCGACCGACGACUUACGUGGUUGAAGCUUAAACGGGAAACGUACUAAUUUAGCAAUUUCAAAAUCGAAUUAUCGCCGUAGGUAACGGUUCGAAGGAGCAGGUGUUGUUUACAUUACGAGAGAGAUUUUCGUGAUUUGAAGUUUUGUCGUGUAUCGAUAGAAACUAUCAGAGAACUCGAGUUGGAGGAAAAGGAAACUCGAUGAUCUCGCCUUCGAGAAUAAAAAAAUUUAGCGGCGAGGGACAGUUUUUCUUUUUUGCCGAUAACUAGAUCACUGAUCGUACCAAAUGAUUAAUUAUUAACCGUACCAACUGAUAAGUAAUUUAGAGACACUGCGAACGGGAAGAACGAACGGUGCGAUGGAUAGAGCAGAGAUUGCCAGGAAUCUUCUUGAAGUACAAGGGCAACGAGGGUCGGCGUUUUCUAGAGUAGCCUGUGUACGUACUACGUGUAUAUUAAAUUUCUCGUUACGCUGAUAGAGAGAAAA
Ceratina calcarata is the source of this 3463-nucleotide messenger RNA. It is a transcript of the gene Fas1, whose product is annotated as fasciclin 1 Fas1 domain-containing. The coding region runs from base 513 to 2555 and encodes 680 amino acids. Gene Ontology annotation, molecular function: cell adhesion molecule binding. Lineage: Eukaryota; Metazoa; Arthropoda; Insecta; Hymenoptera; Apidae. The transcript is spliced from 16 exons. Gene Ontology annotation, biological process: extracellular matrix organization; cell adhesion. The record is from RefSeq and is a predicted model, not a curated record. Gene Ontology annotation, cellular component: extracellular matrix.